AGGGAACAUUUGUUCGGGACGGGGAGCUGCCGCGUCGACUGGCUUUAUGUCGUAACACUUUGUUCUCAUCAAUAAAUCGGAUUUAGACCGGGCCCGAGGCUUUUUUUCAUUUUAACCACGCGGCUUAAGGAACUGUUAAGUUGCAUUCGGUGAAGGUUCAGCAAAGUUUUGACGAACUGGAAGCGUUUUAAUGUGGAGUGAAAGAGACUCGGAACCAUUCAGGGGAUCUCUGCACUCUCGGUCUGGAUAAGCCAACUCACCAUCCCAGUUUCAGGCCAUUUACUGAUGGGUACAUACUGUGGGGUGACACGCCAAGAAAGCUGCAGUUUAUUGAGACAGGACAUGAACUGUAAAAGAAUAAAAGCAAGUUAGAUAUUGUCAUCUUCAUAAAACUUUUUUUUAAAUCUGCAAGCAAGCAACUGAGCACUUAAGCAGAAAAAAAUCGAAAAGUAAAAUAGCUAACUGAAGCUCGUCUUUUAAGAAAGCGCCUUUAAAAAACAAGUGAUCAGUAUGAGUGCUGAAGGAUAUCAGUACAGAGCUCUUUAUGAUUACAAAAAGGAGAGGGAGGAGGACAUAGACCUGCAUGUGGGGGAUAUUCUGUUGGUAAGCAAAGGUGCCCUGGUGGCCCACGGCUACACCGAUGGUCUGGAACAGCGACCCAAAGAAAUCGGCUGGCUACCAGGUUUUAACGAAACCACUCAGGAGAAAGGGGACUUCCCUGGGACAUAUGUCGAGUACGUUGGGAAGAAGUGGAUCUCUCCCCCUACACCUAAGCCAAGACCUCUCAGACCCUUACCUGUGGCUCCAGGCUCCUUCAAAGCAGAAACAGACUCAGACUCAGAUCAAGGCUUCUGUUUACCGGACUUGACCGAGCAGUUUUCCCUCCCAGAGACUGCUCCACCUUUGCUGUCCAAACUGCUGGAAGCCAUUGAAAGGAAAGGUCUGGACAACCCCACUUUAUAUCGAACAUUCACUGCUGGAGGUGGACUUGAAGUCAGACAAUAUUAUGAUUGUGAUCCUCCUGCAGCAGAUCUGGAUCAGCUGGAACUUCCAGUCCUGUGUGAUGGUCUGCGGAAGUACCUUCAGGAUCUGCCCCAGCCCAUCAUACCUGCUGCAGUCCAUGCUCAGAUGAUCCUCGCGGCCAAAGAGGUGGUGAACUCUGAGGAAUGUGCCCAGCUGCUGCGUCGCAUCGCCAGCUCCCCAAGCCUGCCGCCCCAAUACUGGUUGACUCUCCAGUGUCUGCUGAGGCAUUUUGCAAUAGUGUGCCAGAACGGGCCCAAGAACCUGCUCAGCGCCAGGUCUCUGGGCGAGAUCUUCAGCCCUGUGUUUUUCCGACAGCAGCCCACCAGCUGUGAACCCAGUCUGGAUGCUUUUAUCAAGAUCAUUGAGGUUCUGGUGACCAGCGAGUGGAGUGAGAGUCAAGUUGCCCCAGCUCUACCUCCAAAACCACCCAAGUCCACAUCUGUGACUAACAACGGUAUGAACAACAACAUGGCUCUGCAGGAUGCUGAGUGGUACUGGGGGGACAUCUCUCGGGAGGAAGUCAAUGAGAAACUGAGGGAUACUGCGGACGGUACGUUUUUGGUGCGAGACGCAUCCACGAAAAUGCACGGAGACUACACUCUGACUCUGAGGAAAGGAGGAAACAACAAGCUCAUCAAGAUAUUUCAUCGUGACGGGAAGUACGGCUUCUCAGACCCGCUGACCUUCAGCUCUGUUGUUGAGCUCAUCAACCACUAUCGCAACGAGUCGUUGGCUCAGUACAACCCGAAGCUCGAUGUCAAGCUGCUGUAUCCGGUCUCAAAGCACCAGCAGGAUCAGGUGGUAAAAGAGGACAACAUUGAAGCUGUUGGGAGGAAGCUGUGUGAGUACCACCAGCAGUACCAAGAGAAGAACAAAGAGUACGAUCGCCUCUAUGAAGAGUACACCAGAACGUCACAGGAAAUCCAAAUGAAACGUACGGCAAUAGAAGCUUUUAAUGAAACCAUAAAGAUUUUUGAGGAGCAGUGUCAAACACAAGAGCGGUACAGCAAGGAGUACAUUGAGAAAUUCAAAAGAGACGGAAACGACAAAGAGAUCCAGAGAAUCAUGGGAAACUACGAGAAGUUGAAGUCAAGGAUUAGUGAAAUAGUUGACAGCAAGCGUAGGCUGGAAGAAGACUUGAAGAAACAGGCAGCGGACUACAGAGAGAUUGACAAGAGGAUGAACAGCAUCAAGCCCGACCUGAUCCAGCUCCGCAAGACCAGAGACCAGUACCUCAUGUGGUUGACCCAGAAGGGAGUCAGACAGAAAAAGCUCAACGAGUGGCUGGGAAUCAAAAACGAGAGCACAGAAGAUCAGUACUCUAUGGUGGAUGACGAUGAAGACCUUCCUCAUCACGAUGAACGGACCUGGAGACUGGGCAACAUCAAUCGAGUUCAGGCCGAGGCGCUGCUUCAGGGGAAGAGAGACGGAACAUUCCUGGUUCGGGACAGCAGCAAAGCUGGCUGCUACGCCUGCAGCGUUGUUGUGGACGGCGAGGUGAAGCACUGCGUCAUUAACAAGACUCCCUCAGGCUACGGCUUCGCAGAACCAUACAACCUGUACAGCUCACUGAAAGAACUCGUACUUCACUACCAGCAUACAUCUUUAGUCCAGCACAAUGACUCACUGAAUGUGACGCUAGCGUACCCAGUUUAUGGCCAGCAGAGACGAUGAGGACCCGGAUGUUUCCACAGACACGAACUUUUAAAGCCACCCAGGAGACAUGGUGUGGACUCCAUGAUUGGAAACAAAGCGAUGCUCCGAUGACUGGCUUGGACUUUAAAGCCGGAGGAAAAGACUAACAAGCCUGAAACAUUUCAGUGACUUUGCCCGACCACAAACAUGAGGCGAGUCUGAAUGUAGAUUUCUUUUUGCUCUCCUCCCCGCCUGUGGGAGCACAGAAACGAGCGGAAACAGCUGAAGUCCCCGAGCUGAGGAGGACGUUUGAGGCCUUUUCCAUAUGGUGCUUGUUCUUUUUUGAAGCUUUACCAGCCAACAUGUCAAACUGCAGCAGAGGAAUUGUUCGAAUGGAACUGGACUCGCUGGCCACAACCUUUUUUUCUUUCUUUCUUUUUUUCACAUCAUCAGUGUGUGUUUUCUGUGUGACUGUCUAUGUGACCAAAACUCAUAGAAUCGAACAACUGUGUGACGUUGGAGGGCUGUGAAACACUUCUGCUUGUGUUAUCUCUUUGGUAGCCGACCAUGGAUCAGCUGAAAAUGUAGCAAAAUGGCACCUUUUUUUUUUAAAGUAAUACAAUAAAUUUUUUGUUUCUUUUCGGGGAAAAAAGAAAAACUCCUAAAAACUUGUUUUAGAAGAGCGGAGAGGAAAAAAAGUCUGCAUCCUGCCGUCUUUUGUUGAGCAUUACAGUGCACAAGCAAACUUGAUUUUAGCUGUAGGCAGGUGGAACUAUGAACGGACUUAUUGUUUCAUGUACAUAUGUGAAAUUGUACAAAGUCACGAAUCAAAGUGCACCGUACCAAAAAGGAUCAGUUCCUGUUUAGUUCUCUUCUGAUCUGCUAUGCAAUUUUUUCUCCAUUUGUACCUAAAAACCGUUUUACUCUGUUGCAACCCACAAUAUAAGCUUGUUUUAUUGCUUGAACAGUAUCUUUUCCUAUGUAAAUAUCCUAGAGGAUAUUUUGUGUCAAAAUGGCAAGAACGGUAAAAAAAAUGCUUGUGAUUUUUAAAGAUAACGAUAGAAACAUACACUUUAUUAUACAUUACUUUAACAGCUGGUAAAAGAUGGCAAAGAUGAGUAUUUUAUUAAUCUGUCCUUUAUUUUUGCUUCAAACUAAUGUUCCUCUCAGGCAGAGCCUUUUGAGUAUUUGAGCUGCUUCAGUGAAGAGUACGUUUUUUUUUUUUCCUCCGACAGAACGAAGCCGACAUGCAGAUCUUUGUUCGAACACUCAGAGCUGAUGGGAUUGUACGACCCAUAUCACCACCAAAACCGCAGGAAAGAUUUAUUUUCUUAUAAAAAUCUAUAAUAAAUAUGUUCCCAUAUGAGAAUAUAAGAUCAAUAUGCAUUUUACACUUCAUAUUUUUCUGUAUCAGAAAAUGUUUACAUGGGUGGAUCAGCUCAUUUCAGAAAAUGAUUUCAAAGGGUGAGAAGUCAUGUAGGCGAAGACCUUUGUAUGAAAACGCCACAAGCUCGGCUAGUUUCCUUCCACGUCUUUGGUUUAACAGAAUACAAAGUGGUACGUGAACAAACCCAGACUGACUUUUCUUUACCUCCGUCCUUCAAACAAGAAGCAUCGGAGGGAAUGUACAAACUGUCUAAGCAGCAUUUAAAUGAGACGUUUUUAAACACGGUACUGACGUUCAGUGGGGUUUCUUUAGACAUACUUGACCAAAUUGCUCAUCCAAGACUGAAAUAUUAGCACAUUUUCAGGAGCUGUCAUUUAUUCUGGGUUUUAUUGGUUCUAUCAAAGUAAUGCAUCACCUGUGAAAUUAUUAUUUUUUUAACUAGAAGUCUCAUUUUAUUUACCUCACAAUAAGCUGCUGGCACAAACCUUUUUGUUUAUCGUCUUUAUUUUUUAAAGAUCACAGGUAACGUGCAACGUUUUGCCUCAGUUUUGGGUUUUUAAUAAAUUUGUUCAAUGUUAUAAAAAAAUGUCCCACACGUGAUGAUUGGAUUGAGAUUUGCCAGUGUUCCCAAGUUUGGCUUCAAAUCUGUAUUGGGCUUUGUUAAAACAUAAAAUAAAACACUUCUUUUUAAA
Austrofundulus limnaeus is the source of this 4737-nucleotide messenger RNA. It is a transcript of the gene pik3r1, whose product is annotated as phosphoinositide-3-kinase, regulatory subunit 1 (alpha). The transcript is spliced from 15 exons. Gene Ontology annotation, cellular component: phosphatidylinositol 3-kinase complex. Gene Ontology annotation, biological process: phosphatidylinositol phosphate biosynthetic process; insulin receptor signaling pathway. The coding region runs from base 511 to 2697 and encodes 728 amino acids. Gene Ontology annotation, molecular function: 1-phosphatidylinositol-3-kinase regulator activity; protein binding. The record is from RefSeq and is a predicted model, not a curated record. Lineage: Eukaryota; Metazoa; Chordata; Actinopteri; Cyprinodontiformes; Rivulidae.